CCCCUCUUGGCAGGAGGAGGAGGAGGAGGAGCACAUCAUCAACAGUAUAGAUGCGUUCUGCGUGCGACUGUUCUCGUCUGCGCGAACACCACAACCGAAGCAGCGCCGGAGACCUCGGGGUUCGCCGCGCCUCGCUGCGGUCCCUGAGCGGGCCCGCCGGUCAUGGAGGCGGCCGGCCUGCUGGCGGCGCCAGCCCCCCGCCGGGCGGGCGAGGCCGGCGCGGCGGCUCGGCCAGGCAGGCGGAGGGACCACGGCGAGGGUGCGGUGCGCGGCUCCGCCAAGGGCCUGCAGCGAGCAAGGCUGCGGGUGAUGGCGGUCAGCGCAGUGGCGUGCGUCGCCGCCGUGGUGCUCCUGGGUCGUACGCGGUUUGCAAGUCCAUCGGUUUCGAAUGAGGGAUUCGCGGGAUUGGUGCGGCUCACUGUGGACACUGGCAGUUGGUGCUCUAACUAUCGAGACAUUCAGAUCGGCACGUCCAUUGUGGCUCCCAAUGAAGGGUUAUGCCGCACGCACUGCAAUGCCAACGCCGAUUGCGAAUUCUUUAUUUUCAAAGCCCGAUCGGAUUGUGGUGACUCUAGCUUCGACGAUAACGUCUGUUUGAUAGUGGGGAAGAAUUGCACGAUGCAGAACAACGCGUGUUUCGACUUGCAUCCAAAGAACGACGCGGCUCUGGACUACUUGAUCCACAGAGCGCCGGCAGCUUCUGUGCCUACCAGUGUGGACGCUAGCAGCGCUGUGAAUUUUGUAGAGGACCACAGAGAGAGAGACACGGGCUGCUCGAACUGGGAGGACAUCCAGGCGGACGAGACGGCACACGUGGAAAGCCGUCGCGAUUGCAGCACUCGCUGCGUUGGAGCCAACGGCUGCGUAGCAUUCAACUACAGGGAACGAGACGAUUGCGAAGGCGCUCCAGGCUCCAAGGGGGCGUGCGUGCUCCUCCGCGAGGGCUGCAAGAGAGUCGAGAGCCCAUGCUUCGAUCUCUACCCAGCGCCAGGCGCUGGGGCCUCGAGCUCCCAAGGGAACUGGGCUCCGGAGGGAGCGCCGCCAGCGCCUCCGACGACGAGCGUGGGCGCCAGCAGCGCUGCGGACCUCGCGCCGGGCCGCCCCGAGAGAGACGUGGGGUGCUCGAACUGGAUGGACAUUCAGGCGGCCGUGCCCACGAGUGUCGCGAGCCAGCGAGAGUGCAGUGAGGGCUGCGACAGCACCGAAGGCUGCGUGGCGUUCAACUACGUGGAGCGCGUGGACUGCGAGGGCGCCGGAGGGUCGAGGGGGUCCUGCGCGCUCUUCCGCGAGGGCUGCCAGAAGGCCCACAGCCCGUGCUUCGAUUUCUAUCCGCGGCUCGGGCCGGAGGCAUCGCUCGCCAAGGCUCGGACGAGGAGAAGGUACCCGUACCGCUACCUCUCGCCUCCUGUGCCCCCUUGUGGGCCUCCUGGGCGCCCUCGUCGCCACCGCUGGAUUCGCCUCGAGAUUCUGGUCGGAAUGCGCCCGGGGAGAGGGCCCAGGGGUAUGGGUACCUUUUGGUUUCCCCAGAGGUGGAUGUUUUUCCGAACGCCAAUCUUGGGGUUGGGUGUUUCCGCAUCCCGGCCGUGGUGCGCACACCGUCCGGCAGGCUGGUGGCGUUCGCAGAGGCGCGCCACGGGGAGCUCUGCGCGGACUCGGACGCGGUGGAGGUCGCCGUGGCGUACAGUGACGACUUCGGCCGCCAAUGGUCGCCCACGCGGUUGGCCAUCGGCUCUAGCGAGUACCGCGUGAACAACCCGUGUCCGCUGGUGCUCGGUUCCGGCAGGAUCGUGGUCGUGCUCUCUACGCACGACCCCGAGUGGGAUGGCCACGUGGCCUCCGGCACGGCCGUUGUGUCGAGCGACGACGGGGGCGAGACGUGGAGCCAGCCGACGAGCGUCAGCAGCCAGUUUGGUCCCGCCAGCGGCGGGCUGCCCGGGCCGGGCGCCGGGCUCGUCCUGGAGGUGGCGCCGGGCAGAGAGCGGCUGCUCGUGGUCACGCACGGGGGCGGCUACCGCCGAGGGGAGGUCGGCGACGAGUGGGUCAGCACGGACUACAUCACCUACAGCGACGACGGAGGCCAGACGUGGACCACGCAGCGCAAGGUCUUUCCAGGAUUGGACGAGGGGACGCUGGCGCACCUGGGCAAUGGCGAGGUGAUGCUCGUGAUGAGGCACCCAGACAGCGAGAGGCUGGGCCGCGCCGUGGCCCGGUCCAAGGAUUUCGGGCUGACUUGGGGCGAGGUCGGCUACGACCCGAAAUUGCCAGGUCUCGUCUGCCAGGGGAGCCUUCUGCAGCACGGAUCGUCGACCUACUAUUCUGGGCCCGUGUUCCAGUCGAUACCCUACCAGCGGCAGAUGAUAACCGUGCUCCGAAGCCGCGACAGGGGGCAGACCUGGCCAGACAGCAGGCUCUUGGAGAUCAACCCUGGGCCAGGGUACAGCAGCCUCAUCGGGGGGGACGGCGACGGCUCUCUCCUUGGGGUCCUGUUCGAGACGAGUGCUGGUAUUCAGUUCACGCCUGUGUCUUUCUGAGACACACGGGGCGACCGCUCGGCACGCCCUCGUCGGCCGCUCCCCUUGUAUUCCGAGGCGCUCGCCUCGCACCGUGGGGUUCGGUGCGGCCCCCGUCCGAGGCCAGCAGGCAACCCGCCCGAUCGGAACGAUGGGGCGGGGAGGUCGAGCGGAAGCAGGC
Messenger RNA from Prorocentrum cordatum, 2691 nucleotides. Lineage: Eukaryota; Dinophyceae; Prorocentrales; Prorocentraceae. The record is from the annotation of a GenBank genome assembly.